GGGGUGAAAAGGGAUGAAGACGAUCAGAAACAUAAAUACGUUAUGUUCCCAUUCAGCCGCCCCGAACUGCUGAAGGAAUGGGUGCUGAACAUUGGCCGAGGCAACUUCAAACCCAAGCAGCACACGGUCAUCUGCUCGGAGCAUUUCCGGCCGGACUGCUUCAGCGCCUUCGGCAACCGCAAGAACCUAAAGCAGAACGCCGUGCCCACGGUCUUUGCAUUCCGGGAGACGGCACAGUUGGCUAGGGAGAACACGGAGCCUGCUGGCGAGGGAAGCGAUGCUCAAGCGCAGCCCGGGAAGGACCUCUCUGAUGCAAGAGCUGGGGAACACCCCCCGGGGAGAAAGAUGGAAGUCCCACUUGACCAGCACCAGCUGUCCCCCGAUGUCGAGGCUUCUGAAAAAGAGGUCUCCUCCUCCUGCCUCCUGCCCGCCAGCGCCCCUGGGCAGAGAGGCCCGCUCCCCCGCCCAGCUUCAGAUCACAGCUAUGCCCUCCUGGACUUGGAUGCUUUAAAAAAAAAGCUCCAGCUCACACUGAAGGAGAAUGAGCGGCUCCGGCGCAGGCUGCAGCUGCAGAGAGCGGCCAUGAGGAGGAUGUCCAGCCGGCUGCAGGCCCUCCAAAAGGAAAAGAGGCGACAGAAAGCCCCACAGAGGGCAGAGGAGCGGCCAGGCACCUGAGCCGCCGGGCCCCUCGGCCACCAGCCCUUUGGGGAGAGCCUGGUGGAAGAAGGGCUGGACAGGCCUGGAUCGCUGCCUCGGGCAGGGACGGAGUCUGGAUUCAUUAGUGUCUGCUUUCUUGCUGCUGCCUUCUCAGGGGACGGACCCUUGGGGUCAAGUUGCUCUCAGGAGCUGACAGUGUGAGCCAGGCUGCAAGGAUGCUCGAAUGCGGGGAGGAGAGACCCACGGAGGAUAUCUCUGCAGAGAGUAGCCUUGUUGGAACCAGUGCCCAGAGUCCCCAGCCCCAGGCCCGAGCUAGCCUGCAGAGGGCCGGCCAGCGUAAAGCCUCAUGGUUGGAUGAGGGCUUCCAGACCGAGAGCAUACUGGCCCUUGCACAAGGACUUUGCUAAAGAGGAAGCACUAGUUUGAUUUUCCUCCUCGCUCAACGCACACCAUUGUAGACGUGGAAAAGCCUUAGAAAAAGUUUCAUUUUAUACCUUGUAAAAAGCUGGACAGGGCAGAUACUUUUGACACAAAUAUUUUGUUUAUUGAUUAAUUAGAAGGCCCCGGCCCGGCUGAUGGACUUUCCUGCCCCCGGGACUUGGGGUUCCCCCCAACAGUGAAAUGCCCUGUCCUCCUGUCCAUGUGCUCCCGUGUGAGGCAGGGGAAGGCAGCCCUGCUGCUCAUGAAGCACGUGUGGGACGAUGGGAUUCACUUCGGGGGUGGGGGGGAGAGUGUGAAAUCAGUUUGGAAGGAGCCGUAGCCUUCAGUGAAGCACUGCCCCUUCCUGUGGUAGUGCUUUUGAAAAAUGAGUCCCAGCGCCAGCUUUCAGAAAGGGUUUAUUAUUGACAAUACAGUGCCUUCUGUACAACCAGCUUCAAACAAAAUGAAGAAAAUCAGUACCUGAAAGAACCGUCUGCAACAAAGGGGACAACGGACCACAUUAGGUCAGAGUCAUUCGGCAAAGUUUAUUGCACAGUUUGAAUUCUUAGCUUCAGGUUUGGAAAACAUUGUAAAAAUGGGCAUGAAUAUCACAGAAUUAAGACAACCAGAACUAUUUUUAAAAAAUUUAACUGGGGAGGGAGGAAGAGAGACUGAAGGCCUGCAUUGGCUACUGCAAAUCAAACUCCUGCUCACGUGAUUGACUGCACACUUAGGAAAAGGCUGCACGACCCUCAGAGGAGUACAGGAACAAGGCCCGUCUGCUUGCUGGACUGAGUGCUACCACUAACCUGGAAGACUGUUCAAGUAUAUCCCGGCUCCUAAGAUCUGCCUCCCAGAAAAGGCGGGUCAAAAAAGAGCCCCCCACCCCAAAGCCAAGGAGUUGCCCUGUUCUCCCUUCCAUGCCAAGGUGCCUGGGCACCCCGUCAAAGGGAAAUGCCCCAGGGCCAAGUGCUGGAGGAAGCCCUGGAGGGCAACACCCCCUAGAAAUCCCUCCCCCCCCAAGCUAACUUUUCCCCUUGCCUCCCUCUGGCCUUCCUCUUGCCCAGUAAGUGGGUGGCCAUCCCAGACUCCCAGCCAGGUUGGGUGGAAACACAGGAAAGAGCCCCAGUCUUUUCCGUGCAUCCUUGGGGAGACGGGGAAUGCUAGUUGCACUAGGAGAAAGCAGAGUCCUGGGUGUAAGGAUCAGUUUUUUAGUGGUAAUGGCAGAGAUGUCUUCCGGAUACAUUGGUGGUUCUCAGGUAAAUUCAGAACUGUCUCCAAAUCCCCUUUUCAGUAAUCACAGAUGGACACUCACUUGAUCAUCAGGACCACACCGUGGCCUGUUUUUUUCCAUUUGGUUUGCAGGAAGCCCCCAGAAGUAAGGGGGAGGUCACAAUGUUCCAUAUAUACCUCAUGAAAAAACCCUGAAAUUUGGGGUGGGUGGGCCACUGUGGGCUCAGAGGCCGGAGGACUUGCUGGAGGACACAGGGCUCUGCGCCCCCAGGUUCCUCGAGGAGACGGCUGUCAGCUUUGUGGUUCUAGCCAAGGGCAGUAUUGCCUUAGUACUAAAGUACCCAUGAAAGCUGGGGUGUUCAUGUGUCCCUUCACAUAAUUGGUAAAUGACCUUCUACAGGAAUAAUACAAAAUAAAAACAUCUGUAGGUUUCUGUUU
Sarcophilus harrisii (Tasmanian devil) is the source of this 2748-nucleotide messenger RNA. It is a transcript of the gene THAP3, whose product is annotated as THAP domain containing 3. The record is from RefSeq and is a predicted model, not a curated record. Bases 43 to 675 code for a protein of 210 amino acids. NCBI's taxonomy places the organism in Eukaryota, Metazoa, Chordata, Mammalia, Dasyuromorphia, Dasyuridae. The transcript is spliced from 5 exons.